This is a messenger RNA of Sphaeroforma arctica JP610, 933 nucleotides long. RefSeq lists its product as hypothetical. The coding region runs from base 1 to 933 and encodes 310 amino acids. The record is from RefSeq and is a predicted model, not a curated record. Lineage: Eukaryota; Ichthyosporea; Ichthyophonida. The transcript has 6 exons.
AUGGUGUUCUCAAAAGAUCGCUCGUACAAGCAGCCGAUAGAUAGCUCUGUAAUCGCGGACAGUGGAGAUUUGCAGUACAAGACGCUGGUCUUCAUCAGGCACGGCGAGAGUGACUGGAACGAAGUCUUCAACCGAGCUCUGCAAAGAAAUCAAGUUUUCAAUUUUGUCAGUGGUUCAUUUGGUUUUGGUGAAUACUCAUUCCCGAUUUCUAACCAAAUGUGCAGGUUUUGGACCCUCCUUUUUGGUUCGUUUAGUGAAGGCACUGAUUCGCGAGAUCAUGAUGCUCACGACUCAGGACUCUUUGUUCUACGACUCACCACUGAGACUAUCGCUGAGGAGGGUCGUAAGCUUGUGAACGGUGAUUUGGAUGGACCUUCUCACAAGUCGGUGCUGGUGUGCUCAAAUCUGCGACGAGCGAUUGCCACGGCUACCUUGGGGUUGCGAGAUCGUAUACAACGUACAGGCGAGAAGAUACAUAUGUUAUCAUGCCUCCAGGAAAUAUCCCGGAAUGUGGAUACCAUUGCACUUGCGCUGCCACAUAAGCCUCUAAUUGGUAGACCGGCUAGACCCGAUGUAAUGUGGAACGGCACGGGUGGCUACGGUAUAUGUAUUACUGACUCGUGGGUGCCUGAUAUGCAUGGCCUUGGUGACUUCUUAUGGAAAGGAUACAGUCCCGAGACUUGCUACGAUGUCACAUCAAAUUUCGGUACUAAAGUCCCCGACGCCAGCAACGGUCUCAUGCGCAUGAACGAGUUUGCCGAGUGGUGCUUCGAGCGCUCAGAAGACACAGUCAUUGUGGCGGGUGGACACUCGCUGUAUGGGCGUGAGUUCUUCAAGGCUUUCCUCCCCAGGGGCCGAGUUGCAAUCUCCGUCGUAUCGACGUACUUGCCAAAAAAAAAUGCUUUGAGUGCUCAGAAGAGACAGUUAUCGUAG